Psylliodes chrysocephalus is the source of this 585-nucleotide messenger RNA. NCBI's taxonomy places the organism in Eukaryota, Metazoa, Arthropoda, Insecta, Coleoptera, Chrysomelidae. The record is from the annotation of a GenBank genome assembly.
AUGUCGACUGAGUUGAAAACGAUUUCAUCGAGAGCCAUAACGAAAUUGAAAAUGGAAGAAACCCAACCUAGACUGUACCGGUCGUCCUCGCUAGACAAGAUCAAGAAAUUCAACACGUUCAUUUGCGCCCCACAGUACUACAUCCUUCCAGCGCUGCUUAGUUGGUUGAAAAAUUCACAAUCGAAUCUACAGGCAUCUACGGAAACCACCAUAUAUUUUCUACGCGCUUUUAUUUUGAACGCGUUCUUCAAAUUCUAUUUGGUAUUUUUCAAGAACGUGCAACCCUUCGGGUUCGAAAAAAUCCAGAUCGUCGUGAAGAAGUCCAUAUCUGCUAUAAUCGCGAAUUUCUACCAAAAGUUCUCAAAAUGUUUUGAGCCUACAUUUCUACUUACAGCAGGAGUAUAUUCAGCUUGUUUAGCCGUUUUACUUCAAUUUUUAUUUUCUAUUUAUUUAAUUUAUUUAAUAUUUCUACCUUACGGGUUUAUAUUCCUUGUAGGAUGUAUGUUGACUAUCAAAUAUAUUUCGUACAAGACUAUGAUUAAUUGUUUGACAAAACGCAAAAGAUGUGAUAAAAAAUUGCAAUGA